Messenger RNA from Cherax quadricarinatus, 3210 nucleotides. The record is from RefSeq and is a predicted model, not a curated record. NCBI's taxonomy places the organism in Eukaryota, Metazoa, Arthropoda, Malacostraca, Decapoda, Parastacidae.
CAGCAACAGGGCCUCCACUGCUGCCUCGUAAACACCUCUCCUGACUACCACACUACUAAACUCUCCAGUAAACUUACUUACACCAUACUCACAGUCUAGAUAUAAGUAAGUUUAUUGAGGCACAGCUGGAGACCAACAGCAGCAGCAGCAUGUCGCCUAAUGCCUUCACUAACAGGCAGGUCAGUGCCAGGAGGAGAGUGAUAGUGUCACUUGUCAGUAAGUGCCAGAAAGGAAGUGCCAAGGUGUCGAGCAGGACAUCCAUCACGUCGACUCACACACGAUCACUCAGAUACCGUCUAAACUCGACUGGAAAGAAACUCGUUAAGAUAUUUAAGUGUGUGGAAGAGGGUGACUUGAAGCGUCUACAAGACUUACUGCUGGUGACAGGACCAGCAGUGUGCAGACAGCAGACAGGCUGGUCUCUGCUGCAUGCAGCAGCAGACAGCAACCAGCCAGAGGUGUUAAGCUUCCUGCUGAAGCUUAUCAGUCCCAAUAUUGUCAACAAGGAAGGUCAGACUCCAGCUCACCUGGCUGCCCUCAAGGGUCACACACAAGUGCUGAAGAUAUUGCUGGCUGACGAGGACUUCAACCUUAACAAACGUGAUAACCACAACAGAACCUUCAAGGACCUGCUUGCUGCACCGCUGUUCGAGGCUGUACUGUGGUGGGAUACCAGCAAGAUACAGCACUUGUUACAGCUGGGUGCUGAUCCUGACUACCACGCUGGUCACCUGGUACAAGGAGCCUUGACCAGGGAACUGCAGGUGACUACACCUCGUCACCUGGCUCUCAGCUUACUCCGGGAACCUAUCUUUGACAACUUUCCUCAGAGAGGAACACCUGAGAGAGUCAGUGAACAGAGAGACGAACACAGCUCCGACGACACCAUCUCUGGCACCCCAUUCAACUUACUCCCGAUUGGUCCACUGAGGCUGAAUGUAAGACCAGCAUCGGUCCAGACGUCAGAUCCAGACGUCUACAGGAUGGACACAGAUCCUAGAGGAUACGUGUGUAUCCUAAGCUACAGUUCCUUCCAGGAGCGACCUGACCUGGUCCUUGAGGGGUCAAACUCAGACGUCAAGAACCUGUCAAACGUCUUCGGCAAAAUGGGUUACACUGGACACUCACAUUGUUCCUUGACAGCACAAGAGACCAAGCAAGUGUUGACCAGUGUCAGGGAGAUGCAGCUCCUGGACCGUGUGGGUUGUGCGGUUUUUAUUAUAUCAAGUCACGGCAUUGGUAACGAGAAGUUCCUAACAAGUGACAUGAGGGUUUUGAGCACUCAGUGGGUAUGUGAACUUUUUAAGGACUCAGAAUGCCCAGGGUUGAAAAAUAAACCCAAAUUAUUUAUCUUUGACUUUUGUUGUGGUUACUACAAGGAGGAGAAUGUUAGAAGAAACAAGAGAGUCAAGUAUACAAGAGUAGAGGAACCCCUACAGGACACAGUGUGUCUGUACUCAAGCAGUGGAAGUUUUACCUCGUACUCCUUUACUAAGGAAGGUACUGCCUUCAACACUGCUCUGUGUCGCACUCUGGCACAACACUCCCAUCAUCACGAACUUGCUGACUUGUACAGACAGUUACUCAAGGAGUGCACCAACAACUCUUACACAGGAUCACCACAGCUACAUAACUUCGGCUUCACCAAGAAAUUCUUCUUUAACCCAAUACAUUGAAAAACCCGUCAGAAAUUAUAUAGUUAUUACACUUCAGGUUGAUGACAUAGAUCUUCAUCAAUUCUACUUCAACUCUGUAUCUCAUUCUAACACAGCACAGCCAGAACACUGAUCUUGCUGGCUCGGCUUUCCUGGGUUAUCACGGGGUAUUAAAACCCCUCCGGUAUCUUCAAACACAGUGUCAGUGUUCGGUUCACAACUAUAUAGACAAGGGUUUUAAACUUGGGCGAAGAGGUGGCCCAUGGCCUGGUAGGCAAAGCUCUAUCUUUACCUGCUGAGCGUCCGAGUUUGAUUCCCGACAAGGAUGGAAACAUUGGGAGUGUUUCCUUACAUCGGUUGUCCAUGUUCACCCAUCAGUAAAAUGGGUACCUGGUGUGGGUGGCAUCCUGGGUGUUAGUGGACUGGUGUGGGUGGCAUCCUGGUGUUAGUGGACUGGUGUGGGUGGCAUCCUGAGUGUUAGUGGACUGGUGUGGGUGGCAUCCUGGGUGUUAGUGGACUGGUGUGGGUGGCAUCCUGGGUGUUAGUGGACUGGUGUGGGUGGCAUCCUGGGUGUUAGUGGACUGGUGUGGGUGGCAUCCUGGGUGUUAGUGGACUGGUGUGGGUGGCAUCCUGGGUGUUAGUGGACUGGUGUGGGUGGCAUCCUGGGUGUUAGUGGACUGGUGUGGGUGGCAUCCUGGGACACUAACCUAAUUUGCCCGACAUGCGGAGCAUAACAAGGGACUUUCUAUGUAGUAGUAUGUCAUUGUUGUCAGCUAGGACUGUAUACCAUGUACAUGUACUUGUAGUAAAUAAAGAUAUUAUUAUUAUUAUUAUUAUUAUUAUUAUUAUUAUUAUUAUUAUUAUUAUUAUUAUUAUUAUUAUUAUUAUUAUUAUGUAUUUUAGUUUGUACACAGCAGGAGAGACUCUAGCGGGUUCGAUACGGCGUAUGGCGUCAGUGGCCCUAUAAACACCCAACAAGAAGACUAAUCCUUUGAGAAUCUUAGGACGCUAAUUAAUGAUCCUCAGUUGUUUAUAUGAAGUUUGAAACCUAUCUGCUACAUGCUGGAGGAUGUUUAACCAGUUAUGGGUCAUUAUCUGACAGAGAACCAUGUCAGGAUGUACUUGUUUCCUGACAAACACCGGUGGUCUGGUGGCUAAAACUCCCGCUUCACACACGGAGGGCCCGGGUUCGAUUCCCGGCGGGUGGAAAUUCCGACACGUUUCCUUACACCUGUUGUCCUGUUCACCUAGCAGCAAAUAGGUACCUGGGUGUUAGUCGACUGGUGUGGGUGGCAUCCUGGGGAACAAGAUUAAGGACCACAAUGGAAAUAAGUUAGACAGUCCUCGAUGACGCACUGACUUUCUUGGGUUAUCCUGGGUGGCUAACCCUCCGGGGUUAAAAAUCCGAACGAAAUCUUAUCUUAUCUUAUCUUAUCUUACAUUAUUCAAACAUCUGUAAGGAUCCUUCAUUACAAAAAUUUAGAAAUAAAACUGUUAUAUAUCUGAUUCACGUUUUAUUAAGGUAAACACAAGAAAAUGGAACAAAUAAUUGCAG